AUGGCAAGUGCUUCAUCGGCCACGCCGGCUGGAGAUCAAGAGGACAGGCCACUCCAGCAACCCAGCUCUCAGACACAAACCAACCAGACAUCGGCCCCCACAGAGUCAGAGUCCUUCUCACAGUCUGCAGCGGAAGAGGCGCCAGAGACGUACGAGGCCACCCACGUUCACGCAGUCUACGAAGCCAUCGCACCGCACUUCUCAGCCACCCGCCAUAAGCCUUGGCCUCGGGUUGCCAGCUUCUUGCUAUCUCAACCGCCCGGCAGUCUCGGUCUCGAUGUGGGAUGCGGCAACGGCAAGUAUCUACGUGUCAACCCGUCUGUCCACCUGCUUGGCUCCGACCGGAGUCCAGCUCUCGUCCAGCUCGCCCGGACUGAGCUGAGACGGCCUCGGGAAGACGGUGUCGAGCAUGAUCCUAGAGUAUCUGAUGUAGAUGUGGCUGUCGCCGAUGGCUUCGCACUUCCUUAUCGCAAGGGAGCCGCUGACUUUGUUAUCUGCAUCGCUGUCGUGCACCAUAUGUCGACACGCGAGAGAAGACAAGCCGCCAUUGCUGAGUUACUGACACUCGUAACUCCCAAAGCCGGCCGUGUGCUCGUCUAUGUGUGGGCUCUAGAGCAGGCGUCGAGCCGUCGCGGGUGGGACGCGAGCAGUGACCAGGAUCGCCUUGUGUCGUGGGUGAUGCGGAAGCCAAAAGGUCAAGAACCCGGAGGCACGUUCCAGCGCUAUUACCACCUGUACAAGGAGGGUGAGCUCGAGGAGGAUGUCAAGGCGGCUGGGGGCAUCGUUGUAGAGACCGGCUACGAGAAGGAUAACUGGUGGGUGGUAUGUAGUCGACCGUCGUGA
Molecule: messenger RNA, 843 nt
Organism: Fusarium musae
Lineage: Eukaryota; Fungi; Ascomycota; Sordariomycetes; Hypocreales; Nectriaceae
Exons: 1
Coding region: 1-843 (280 amino acids)
Biological process (GO): tRNA wobble uridine modification
Cellular component (GO): cytoplasm; nucleus
Molecular function (GO): tRNA binding; S-adenosylmethionine-dependent methyltransferase activity
Source: RefSeq, a predicted model, not a curated record